Pneumocystis jirovecii RU7 is the source of this 453-nucleotide messenger RNA. RefSeq lists its product as uncharacterized. The transcript is spliced from 3 exons. The record is from RefSeq and is a predicted model, not a curated record. Gene Ontology annotation, cellular component: Ino80 complex; nucleus. Gene Ontology annotation, biological process: chromatin remodeling. NCBI's taxonomy places the organism in Eukaryota, Fungi, Ascomycota, Pneumocystomycetes, Pneumocystales, Pneumocystaceae. The coding region runs from base 1 to 453 and encodes 150 amino acids.
AUGUCUAAGUCCUUUAAAAGAAAAUAUAAAAAGCUCUGCGAACGGUUUGAUGCAUUGAUUGAAGAAUCAGAGCAGCUUCAAGAACAGAUACAAAAGGCAAAAGCUAUUUCCAACCGUAUUUCUGCAGAAAAUACAUAUCUUCUGGAUCUUAUUUUAUAUCAGAAAAAUAACUCUAUAAGUCCUUCGUUAUCGGCUGAUUCAGAAUCCGGAGCAGAAUUUGAUGAAAAUAAUUUUAAAAAUCAAAAUGAUGCUAGCAGUGAUAUAAGCAGUUACUAUCGGGAUAAAACUCCUCCUCAUUUGCUUUCUUUAAGUCCCCAUUGGGACUAUUCGCCUCCCCCUAGCCCAGGAAAAGAAAACGAAGAUGAUGAAUAUGAAAACCAAUCUAUUUUAUUAACAAAUUCGCUGCUUUUAUACGAAAAAAAUAAAGAAGCAUCUGAAACAAUGUUGAAUUAG